This is a messenger RNA of Drosophila ficusphila, 661 nucleotides long. RefSeq names its product 60S ribosomal protein L21 (gene RpL21). Gene Ontology annotation, cellular component: cytosolic large ribosomal subunit; ribosome. The record is from RefSeq and is a predicted model, not a curated record. NCBI's taxonomy places the organism in Eukaryota, Metazoa, Arthropoda, Insecta, Diptera, Drosophilidae. Gene Ontology annotation, biological process: translation. Gene Ontology annotation, molecular function: structural constituent of ribosome.
AGGAGCCAUCUUUCUUUCUAUUCGCAGCUCGUCGACCGCGUGGACGUCACAACGGUAGAGUGUUGUUACUUUUUUUUAGUGAACUGAACCAAAAAUGACCAACUCGAAGGGAUAUCGCCGUGGUACAAGGGAUAUGUUCUCCCGUCCCUUCCGCAAGCAUGGUGUUAUUCCAUUAUCUACUUACAUGCGCGUCUUCAAGAUUGGUGACAUAGUGGAUAUCAAAGGACAUGGUGCCGUGCAGAAGGGUCUACCAUAUAAGGCUUACCAUGGCAAAACUGGGCGAAUUUUCAAUGUUACACAGCACGCUGUUGGUGUAAUUGUCAACAAACGUGUGCGCGGUAAAAUCCUAGCUAAGCGUGUCAAUGUGCGCAUUGAGCACAUCCAUCACUCAAAGUGUCGUGAGGAUUUCCUACGCCGCGUAAAAGAAAACGAGCGUCUGCUGAAGGAGGCCAGAAAAGGACAAUGGGUCAGCCUUAAACGCCAGCCCGAGCAACCAAAAAAGUCGCACUUUGUUAAGAAGCUGGAAGAGCCGAUCUCUUUGGCUCCAAUUCCAUACGAGUUCAUUGCCUGAGCGAGUUUCUGUGUUUGUUUUGAUAUUAUGUAGUGUGGUUGGUUCAGCUGUAAAUGAAUUGAUUUUCUAUAUAAUACCUAUAAACAAUUA